Manihot esculenta (cassava) is the source of this 875-nucleotide messenger RNA. RefSeq names its product metallothionein-like protein 4B. The coding region runs from base 171 to 446 and encodes 91 amino acids. The record is from RefSeq and is a predicted model, not a curated record. The transcript has a single exon. NCBI's taxonomy places the organism in Eukaryota, Viridiplantae, Streptophyta, Magnoliopsida, Malpighiales, Euphorbiaceae. Gene Ontology annotation, molecular function: zinc ion binding.
UUGCCAAAAGAGAGGCAAGAACUGCAGAAGCCACGUACAUUGCUAAUUAGCCUGAUCAGUCACCACGUGUGAUUCUCAUCGCAUGUUUCUUGCCACCUCUCUUCACUAAACACCGAUAAAUAGGACGCCGCUGGGUCGCCUAGAAGGCAAGCUUCUCGUAAGUAGUGGAAAUGGCAGAAAUCAAGGGGACCAGCAUUGUUGCCUGUAACGAUAGAUGUGGGUGCCCUGUUCCGUGCUCCGGUGGUACAGGUUGCAGGUGCAGAAUAGUAAGCGAGACAGCAAGUGGCGGCGUUGGCGGUGUUGGAGAUGGGCACAGCCGAUGCUCGUGCGGUGAACAUUGUGGUUGCAAUCCAUGCGUAUGUCCAAAAGGUUCGCAGACGAGUGGGGUUGGGAAGGCCAAUUGCAAGUGUGGUAGUGGUUGCAGCUGUGCUACUUGUGCCUCUUAACAAUAAAAAACAGAAGGUUUGAAGCCAAUCUAGCUUUAGUAUUUACUAUUUUAAACAUAUGUAUGCAGAGAGAGUGUGUGUGUGGUUACAGCUUGUUCCCAUGUUUAUGCUUCCUGUGUUGUAAUUCCAUUUUGGCCAUGCACUAUAGAUAAAGAAUAAAAUUUUGAAGUAAGAUUUCUUAGAUCUUGGCGAAUAUAAUCUUUUACCCUUCAUACAAUUCAUCCAUAUAAUUAAUGAUUAAGAUGUAAAUGUAUAGUAAAAUAAAAAAAAAAAAAUCAUGUGGGUCUGAACCAUUAAAGUUUGGCGAUCAAUAAUUCAUUUGACUGUAUGAUUAGCUUGUAUCCCUUAAAUUAUUAAGGAGUAUGGAGAACAAAUCCUUGAAACUCCCAAGUUGCCUAACCACUUAUAUAACGGUAAUAUUUCAUGUGG